Medioppia subpectinata is the source of this 463-nucleotide messenger RNA. NCBI's taxonomy places the organism in Eukaryota, Metazoa, Arthropoda, Arachnida, Sarcoptiformes, Oppiidae. The record is from the annotation of a GenBank genome assembly.
GAAGUCGAUUUGGAAGUGACUCGAAACGACAUCGACGAACACGCGAAGGCUGGUUACACCACUCCAUACCAGUGCUGGUGUAAUGCCUACGGCGGCCACACAUCCAUUGUCAGCCGCUCAAAGCCACCCGCAGUGCUCAUAUGGUUUAAAAACAAUAAACAAUUAACUCAUUCACAGGAAAGUGUGUCAUCCGAUGGCAACACUACCACAAGUGUACUGAAUCUGAUGCCCACCGUUGCCGAUGACGGAGCCUUAUUGACGUGUAGGGCACAGAAUCUGAGACUACAGGCGCCCCAUAAGUAUAUGGAGGACGGAUGGGAACUCCAAGUCUAUUGUAUGUAUUUUUGCCCAUUAUUAAUAAGAAUAUUCUGUACAAUAUUUAACGCAUAGAAUAUAAUAAUAAUCAUCAUAAUAAUAAAUAAAACAAAUUCCGUUGCUUUCAAUGCAAUAUCAGUUUAUUAUC